Molecule: messenger RNA, 1120 nt
Organism: Nerophis lumbriciformis (worm pipefish)
Lineage: Eukaryota; Metazoa; Chordata; Actinopteri; Syngnathiformes; Syngnathidae
Gene: ube2m
Product: ubiquitin conjugating enzyme E2 M
Source: RefSeq, a predicted model, not a curated record
GCAUGUAGCCGCUAGUAGCUAAGCUAGGCUAAUGUGAUCGUGCGCCGGCUCCAUCGACACUCGCAGGCUGCUUCGGGAAUCGAGUCCCUCGCUGGGGUAGCACACGACGCGGACACGGUGAAGACUUGGGAGACGUCCUUUCAUCCCUGGAGUGAAGAUGAUUAAGCUCUUUACCCUCAAGCAGCAGAAGAAAGACGAGGAAUCUGCGGGAGGAAACCGAACCGGAGCCGGCGGUAAAAAAGCCAGCGCGGCCCAGCUCCGAAUACAAAAAGACAUCAACGAGUUGAACCUGCCAAAGACCUGCGAGAUCAACUUUCCUGACGACGAUGACCUGCUCAACUUCAGACUCAUCAUCUCACCUGAUGAGGGUUUCUACAAAGGAGGAAAGUUUGUCUUCAGCUUUAAGGUAGGACAGGGUUACCCCCAUGAUCCCCCAAAGGUAAAAUGUGAGACCAUGGUGUACCACCCCAACAUUGACCUGGAAGGAAACGUCUGCCUAAACAUUUUAAGAGAGGACUGGAAGCCUGUGCUGACGAUAAACUCCAUCAUCUACGGUCUACAGUAUCUAUUUCUAGAGCCGAACCCCGAGGACCCGCUGAACAAGGAGGCGGCCGAGGUGCUGCAGACGAACCGGCGACUCUUCGAGCAGAACGUCCACCGCUCUCUGCGGGGGGGCUACGUAGGCUCCACCUACUUUGAGAGGUGUCUUAAAUAGAGCGCCCUUGACUCCGCCUACCCGCCACGCCCCCCUCCCGCUUACUUGUUUGAGCGACAGACAGGAAGCGGCGGAGGAGGCCCGCCCCCUUAAUUUCUUAGUUGACGCCGGCCGAUGAGACACGUGACAUCACGGCGUCCAUGACUUUUCUUUGGCCACGCCCCCUCCUGCGGCAAACUCCAAACGCUCCGAGCGCGGGGUGGGAGGGGCUACGGUGAACUCUUGAGAUGACAUCGUCACGCCGCGCUGGGGGCUGGGCUCAGGUGGCGAGUUUAGAGUUUGCGUGUGGGUGGGGCUACGGCGGUGGGUGGAGUCAGUGUGUUGCCAGGACGGGGAGGGCGGGGUUUAAAUGUUGUGUAUAUGAACACAUUGACUGCAAUAUGAUUUAUGUUGAAUAAAAAGGUA